CCGACGGCCCUGGUUACGGAAGCCGGGGAGAGCUGAGCUCAGGGCCCGCCUCGAGGAAGUUAGCUUUGGAAACCGGGUUAGUGGUGGAGAAGAGGUGUCUCAGGCCUAAUGGCGACUGUGGAAGCAAGCGGCAACGAUGGGAAAGGGCAAGGGGUCGAGACCUCCGUCACCUAUUAUCGAUUGGAGGAGGUGGCGAAACACAACUCCAUGAAGGAGAUAUGGCUGGUGAUCCAUGGGCGAGUCUACGAUAUCACCCGUUUCCUUAACGAGCAUCCUGGGGGAGAAGAGGUCCUAAUGGAACAAGCUGGUGCAGAUGCAAGUGAAAGCUUUGAGGACGUAGGCCACUCCUCUGAUGCCAGAGAAAUGCUCAAGCAGUACUAUAUCGGUGAUGUGCAUCCGAAUGACCUUAAACCUGAAAGUGGUAGCAAGGACCCUUCGAAAGAUGCCACGUGCAAAAGUUGCUGGUCAUACUGGAUUUUGCCCAUCAUAGGCGCUAUUGUCUUAGGUUUCCUGUAUCGUUACUACACGUCGGAAAGCAAAUCCUCCUGAGGAGACAGCGUGGAAGUUGGAAAGCAUAUCCAUUGGGAGUGCGAGCUAGAGACUUGUUUGGAGGCCAAGCGAUACCCUCUUCUCGAAUCCUGCCGGAUGUGUGCUUCCCCCUUGGAACCCAGAUGGUUGGCUAGACAUCCACCCCAGACCUGGGGCCAGUGUCCUUCAUUUCCCAGAGCCUUACUCCCAAAGCACCUGCUCGUUGUCCUGUGUCCCUGCCGGUGGCCCUUCUCUCCACUGGCUUCCACCAGCCCCCUUUGCAUUUCCAGACUUGGUUUUAUAAUUACAAUCCAGAUGUCCUUGUGACAUUGUCCUUUGGUAAAAAUGCCUGGUUUCCAAUACUUUGCACAUUAGACAUUCUUAACAGGGCAACACUCUGGUUUUGAAGCUUUUCUUUUUCCAUUUUUUUUUGAAGUAUAUAUAUAUAUAUAUAUAUAUAUAUAUAUAUAUACAAACACAUAUAUACUUAUAUAUAUGUAUAUAUGUGUGUGUGUAUAUAUACUUAAUUCUAUUAUUUAUCAUAAGGGAUUUAAUUAAUGAAGUAAAGUUGUGCACCUAUAGCAUAAAACACAACUGCCAAAUGAUCUCGUUCCUUUUUAUUUAUUAAAACUAGGAAGAACCAUGAAAUCCUCUCCUCCCUCCUAAGCUAGUCUAGCAGGUAACUCUCACCACCCCCCAAGUCCAAGUGGUGCUGGGCAGAACUGUGCUUCCGUUGCAUUUCUUGGGAGUGGAGAGAAAGAGGGGAGGGGAGAGAUGAAUUGGGGUGAUAGGGUAAAUUUGUAGUCCUCUUUCUUUUGAAAAAUGCUGAAAACACUACUUUAGGACAGGAGUUUAGGAAAAGCACCAAAGACUUCAUUUUUUUUUUUCCACACUUCAUUCUUUGCUUUGGUUUGACACCAGUUUCUAGCCGUCUUUUUUCUUUUUCCCCCCAACCAACCAUCUUUUAUUGGUAAAAUACAAAUUUAUAAUUGUAUCUGUAGAACUUCACUAGGGAUUUCUGCUUUUAAAUGUAUUGAUUAGCAAAUUUUUUUAUUCCUUCCCUGUUUUACAAAAGAGACUCCACUUGCUCUAAGAUCCAGUAUUUGAUCUUUUGUUUGUUAGCCCCAGUAACAUAACUUCCAUAGUGCAGUGGCAUUCGAAAGGGGGAGAUCAUGACAAAAGAAUGUUUCCCAUUUCAUCUAUAUUUUAUCUUCAUGGCUCCAAUUUGUGGUUUUGUUGUUUUUCUGUUGAGGAAAAAAGAAAGAAAAAAACAACAACUAGUCGUUUUAUCCCUUGGAUGAAUGUUUAAUUGAAUAGUAGGUCAUUAUUUAGAAUUCUGUUAGGGUUUCUUCUUGGUUCAGGAAUUUUCUCUGGCUUAUUUGACCUAACUUUUUCCCCCCGUGGAAUCACCUGAGGACACAGUACACUGGCUGUUUUCUGCCAACAACUGUUUGUGGUGAUUUUUCUCCCAAUCUUCUAAGGAUUACCAGUUUGCUUCUGAGCCAUUGUCCUAUGUAGCAGGGAGCAACUUGGUUCCAGAAGGACCAUGGAUACUGCUGUCUCCUCCCCACUUACAGCUUGCCAUGGACAGCAAAGUGCCGUGCAAGGCAGUGUCUGCCCAUGCAAACUAAGAAAAGGUUCAACCCAAGUCUUGCAGUUGAGUGUAUUCAGAAUUCAUCAAAAGAAUAUUAACCUUGUAUUUGUACACUUGGAUAUGAUAUUAUGGAGAAAUUUCAGGGGAUUUUUGAGAGACUUUUAUAUAUCAGGGAUAUGGGAAUAGUCAAACUUUUAUCUUUAGAAAAUUUUGUAUAAGAUGCCACUUUUAGACAAUUUAUUGAAAAAAACCUUUGGUUAUUAUGGAACAGAAGUGGUGUGACUGUUGAUGCUCCUGCCAUUUGAAGGCGUACGGAAGGGUUGCCUUGAAUAUGAAUUGGUAUCUAAUUGCUGUAAUAAUUAAGCUGCAUGAUUACAUGGGCCACAUUGGGGUAGAAAUAAAGAACAAAGGAGUAUUGAGGAACUGGACGGGGAACAUUUAGGCUGAAACUAAACCAGCAGAUAAGUUGGAUCAAUUAGGAGUAUGUUGGCAGUCUGUAAAAUUAAAUGAAAAACAUCUGGCUUAUAAGAAAUGUUAAAGAGUGACAGCCUUAAGUAAAAUUGGUGGGGUUUUUUUUUUUUUGGAUAUUUUUAGGGUGAACACCAACACAAAAGGUAUGUUUUUCUAUUUCAUAUUGGUUGUCUUUUCCUGUUUAUAUCUGGACUUGUUUUUACUCAGAGCCAGAGGAAAAGGUUUUCAGACCUUGUCUCUACCAUCCGUGAAAUCCAUCCAACACCCAGGGCUUCUUUUGAUCUGCUGCUAAUGUGAUGUCACUUUGUAUUAUAAAAACCACUUUUGGGUCCAUUUACUGUUAUUCUGCUGCCUACAUCAACAGUCAGGCGAAAGGUAAAGCUAGUGUGUGAGUUUGCAGAGGUUUUUCUAAACUAUCAGAUAAUACAAUAUGUUAGCCAAACCCACCAGAAAAGCCUUGUUUGCAGAGGUAGGACUCAAAUUCUCGAAACAGUUUCAACAUUGGUAGGUGGUGCAAACCCCUUUGGAGAGCAAGUGGAGCCGGUCCCUGUCGGCUGAGGGUGCCCCCUAGAGCUGGUCUCUGGGGUGUUGGGUUGUUUAUUCCCAGGGAAGACACAAGAUGUCUGGAGGUCACGAAAGGAGAGGAGGGAAAACGGGUGCCACCAAAACAGGCAUGUCCGUGCCAGGUCUCCAAAAUUUCUUAGUCCCUGUCCCUCAGGAAUCGGUUUUGGUUUCUAAAUGACUCCACAUUUGUAAGGACAAGAAAGUGGUGGUGACAAAAUUGAUAGUGUUUAGUUCUUAUGCGACCCCUAAAGCAGAAGCAAAAAUCCACGGGAACCUACAGUUUGAGCCUGUAAAGUUCUUUGGGCAAUUGUCGUAAAUGCCCAAGUUGUGAGAUAAGAGCGUCGUUGAGUUUAUGCUCAUUUAGUCCCGGCGUGGAGCAACGAGAAAUGCUCUGUGGGCCAGGCAUAUCAUUACGCACGGUGUCUCGGGCUUCACAUCUCAAGAGAUUAUCUGGUUAGAUUCCAUUUUAGGAGACUGAAAUGCAGAACGUUAACGUUCAUAACUUCCUUCCCUGGGAGAAGUGGAUUCAGACAUGUCUUGUCUCAACAAGAGAUUGGUGGUUUUUUUUGUUUUUUUGUUUUUUUUUUUAAGCCAUCUCAUUCUGUUGCCAAAUAUCACAGAACGAAUGGGGAGUUUACUUCACAUUUGGCUGUUAUUCUCUGAAAGGGCCUGGUUUGGAAUUUGUGGGGGUGAUUUCAGAGGGAGAUUCCGGUAACCCGAGUUACCAACCCAGUAUCUAGCAUCUUACUCAUGAAUUUUAGGAGCUGUACUUUUCCUGUACCUAUAUCCAACAUGUGCUAGUUGGGUAAAAUAUGAUUAUUUAGCUUCCUUUCUUUUUACUUCACCCUCAACUGUGAACGAGUAAUAUUAACAUUCUUUUUGUGUAUUCAGUAAUGGAGUUUGUUUACCUAUUUUAUUUCAGCAUAUUUUGAACAAAGAUCUUUGUCUCUUUCUGCUGGAAUGUGCACACAGUGAAUGUUUGUUAGAACCACACACAAUAAAGAUACUGUUUUCCUUUUCUUGCCCUGA
Molecule: messenger RNA, 4186 nt
Organism: Herpailurus yagouaroundi (jaguarundi)
Lineage: Eukaryota; Metazoa; Chordata; Mammalia; Carnivora; Felidae
Gene: CYB5B
Product: cytochrome b5 type B
Exons: 5
Coding region: 109-549 (146 amino acids)
Cellular component (GO): intracellular membrane-bounded organelle; mitochondrial outer membrane
Molecular function (GO): heme binding
Source: RefSeq, a predicted model, not a curated record